Messenger RNA from Prunus armeniaca (apricot), 1809 nucleotides. The record is from the annotation of a GenBank genome assembly. NCBI's taxonomy places the organism in Eukaryota, Viridiplantae, Streptophyta, Magnoliopsida, Rosales, Rosaceae.
AUGUUCCGUAUGGUGAAGGAUCGAGUUUGGAAUAAAGUUAAUGGUUGGCAAGGCAAGCUUCUGUCUAAGGCCGGGAAAGAAGUGCUCAUCAAAUCAGUAUGUCAGGCAAUUCCUUCAUAUUCUAUGAGUGUGUUUCGAUUGCCUGUCGGGUUAUGUCGCGAGAUUGAGAGUAUCAUUGCCAAAUUCUGGUGGGCUAAAAAUGAUGGUAGAGGUAUUCACUGGAAAACAUGGAGAUUUAUGUGCCAACACAAGUCUGAUGGGGGGAUAGGUUUUAGGGAAUUGAUAAGUUUUAAUCAAGCUCUUCUGUGUAAACAAGGAUGGCGGCUGCUGGAAUUUCCUCACUCACUGAUUGCCCGGAUGUUUAAGGCUCGUUACUUUCCACAUUCUGAUUUUUUGGCAACUUCGAGUGGGUCCCUUCCAUCGUUUACUUGGCAGUCGAUACUAUGGGGGCGGGAUCUGCUCCGGCUGGGCCUAAGGUGGCGCAUUGGUGAUGGCCGGUUGGUUAAUAUCUAUGGCGACCCUUGGGUGCCUUAUGAUCGUUUUUUCACUAUCCAGUCGAUCCCUACUCUUCCAGUUACCUCCCGAGUUUGUGAUCUUUUUACCGCUAGUGGCGGGUGGGAUGUUGGGAAGGUUUUUGCUUCUUUCUCAUUUCCAGAAGCUGAAGCUAUUUUAUCUAUUCCCUUAAUGGGUGAUACUCUGGAUCGGAGAAUCUGGAACUUUACUAAAAAUGGAAGGUACUCGGUUAAGAGUGGGUACUGGGCUGCUCUGGAAUAUAAGAGGCUGGAGGAGCUGUCCGCAGGGGGCGUCGCUGGCCCUUCCUCUUCUUCCUUGAAGAGUUGGAAGCACUUGUGGAAGCUGAAAGUGCCACAAAAAAUCAUGCAUCUGUUAUGGCGUGUGGCUCAAGAUAUCCUCCCUUCCAAGGAGGUCUUAUUCCGGCGCCGGAUUACACAAGGGGAGGUCUGUUGUCGCUGUUUUGCUGCGAGAGAAACUACGUUACAUGCGUUGGUUGGAUGUGAUGUUUGUCUGCAGGUGUGGAAGGCUUUAGAUUUUCCCAGUGAUUUCCUUCUUCCUACUUUAGCUGACGUUGGAACCUGGAUGGAUGCAGUUUGGUCUAUUAUUCCCCCUGAUAAGCAGUCUCUCUUUGCAUUUACUGUGUGGGUGUUGUGGAAUGAACGUAAUGGGGUGCUGUUUGGCUCUCAACCCACCCCUUCCGGAAUUUUGGUACAACGAGCGAAGGACUAUGAUGCUGAAUUUAAACGAUAUUCUGCUGCCAAUCAUAGGAGUUUAUCCUCGCCGGUUCGUGAUAUUAAAUGGAGGCCUCCUACGGGUAAUUGUUUCAAGUUAAAUGUGGAUGGGGCUACUGACAUGGAGACGGGAGCUAGGGGAGCUGGUGCCAUCGUCCGUGACUCUCAUGGAAAACUGGUUGGGGCUCUAGCCAUGCGGGCGCCAAGUCGGAUCUCUGUACUAGCAACAGAGCUGUAUGCUCUUAAAAUUGGAAUCUCUUUUGCGUUGGAUAUGUCCCUAGUGCCUCUGGAGAUUGAGUCUGAUUCCUUGCAGGCAGUUUCUAUGGUCAACAGUGAGGAGGAAUGCCUUGCUGCUGAGGGAGGUCUGGUGGAUGGAGUGCGACGCCUUCUGGUCAGGUCUGCGUCUACUGCUGUUCGACAUAUUCCUCGCCAAGCGAACAAGGCUGCCCAUCGCAUUGCCCGAUUCAGUCUACGCGAUCAAAGUUUGUCGCUCUGGUUGGAUGUGGGUCCUUUGUGGCUUAUGGACGCUGUUUAUGAUGAUUGUCACGAGUCUACUGUCGUUUGA